AUGGCGACGACAUCCUCCAACCUCCUCGUGACAACCCCGCGCCCGACCGCCGCGCCCAACACGCGCAUCCACACCGGCCGCGGCGGCGCCGGAAACACCUUCCGCGCCGCGCCCUCGAAAACGUCCUCCUCCUCCCCCGUUUCCGGCUCCGCCGCUGCCUCUGCCUCUGCCCCGGCAGCUGCUUCGUCAGCGGGACCGUCGACGGCCCGGACGGCAGGCCCCUCGAGCUCGACGCGGCGGUUCUACUCGGGCAUCGGCGGCGCAGGCAACGUGCACGCGGCGGGGGAGAGGCCGGCCGUCAGCUUCGAGGAGGAGAUUGCCAGGGCGCGGGCGCGCGAAAAGUCGGGCGUCGGACGCGUGGGCAUCGGAGGUGCUGGCAACAUUUUCCGUCGGAAGAAGAAGGAGGAGGAGCAGCAGCAGGGCCACGGGGACCAAGCGUCGCGCAUCGAAGGGGAGCGGAAGGGAAGUCUCUGGUCUCUGGGAAGCUGGGAGAGCGUCAUCAAAGAGCAAAAGGCGUGA
Molecule: messenger RNA, 519 nt
Organism: Verticillium dahliae VdLs.17
Lineage: Eukaryota; Fungi; Ascomycota; Sordariomycetes; Glomerellales; Plectosphaerellaceae
Exons: 1
Coding region: 1-519 (172 amino acids)
Source: RefSeq, a predicted model, not a curated record